This is a messenger RNA of Setaria italica (foxtail millet), 1805 nucleotides long. Its product is annotated as palmitoyl-acyl carrier protein thioesterase, chloroplastic. Bases 675 to 1142 code for a protein of 155 amino acids. The transcript has 3 exons. The record is from RefSeq and is a predicted model, not a curated record. Gene Ontology annotation, biological process: fatty acid biosynthetic process. Gene Ontology annotation, molecular function: acyl carrier activity; fatty acyl-[ACP] hydrolase activity. NCBI's taxonomy places the organism in Eukaryota, Viridiplantae, Streptophyta, Magnoliopsida, Poales, Poaceae.
CGUCCAAUCCGGCGUCCGCUUCCCUCCGCGCCGUCCACGCCGAACGAUCCCCCACUCUCGCCACCCCUGCCGCAUCCCCACCAGCCCCGCCCCUGCAGCCUCCCCUUCUCCAAUCUCCACCCAAACCGCUUGCUCGCCGCCCCUGCUGUCGCACCGCUUGCCCUCCCCCGCACUUGGGCGCUCGCGGUUCGCGGCGCGUGGGACGGUCGCGACUGCCGCUACGCCUCGACCCUCGAGGGGGUGACCAAAGGAGGCCGCUUUGGGAGCGGCGGCUGGGCGUGCGCGCCAGAUCUGGGCUGGUUGGGGGCUCCGGCCGCCGGAAGGAGGAGGGCGACGACGGUGAAAUGAAGUCGUCGCUGCGGAGCCGGCAGGAGCCGCGGUGUCAUCAUCAUCGCCUCUCUCUACUUCCCCACCGCACCCGCCGCUCGCAUCCUCCGCCGCCGCCCCUCACUUCUCACCGACCACGUCCACCGGUGUCUGGUGAGGGGCGCCCCGGGGACAGCUGCUUCGGCGACGGCUGCGGCGCGAGGGGGGCCGAGCGGGGCGGCAGCUCGGCGUGGCGCGGAGGGCGGCCAGCCGCCUGGGCAGCUUUAGCGGCGACGGCCAUCUACAGCAAAAAUUGGCGACGGCCCCAUCCAUCUCCGGCAACAAAUUAGGGGCGCUCCCCAUGGAUCAUGGCGGCAGCACCUCGACAUCUCCACCUGGACGACGUCCCCUGUGUGGCGGCCCGUACUUCCCCUCCUCACUGCUCGGGACGAUGGCCAGCAGAGGUCCCUAAGCAAAUGGGAACCAGCAAAGAGGACAGCCGCCUCCGACCAAGCCAGUCCGCCGCCGGCAACACCAUUGGGCUCAUGUUGGCUUUGGCGUUUGGCUUCGGCCGGAUCAUACAUGAUGGGCUCAUGUUCAGGCAGAACUUCUCCAUUAGGUCCUAUGAGAUUGUGGCAGAUAGGACAACGUCUAUAGAGACACUGAUGAACCAUUUGCAGGAAACUGCACCUAAUCAUGUGAAGACUGCUGGGCUGCUAGAUGAUGGAUUCGGCUCCACACCAGAGAUGAGUAAACGAAACUUGUUAUGGGUGGUUAGCCAAAUGCAGGCCAUUGUUGAGCGUUAUCCAUGCUGGUUGACAUUUUGCUCUGAUUAAGCAGAGGAGGUUCGUGCUUGGCAGCAAAGGGCCAAGUACAACUUGGAGUGAAGGAUGUAUGUACUCAUCGGAGCAAGAAUUUUAAGGAAGGUUGUGGUGAUAGCAAGGUAGACACACAACGUCCUGUUGCAACAACGGUCUUGCCAAUUUGCAUCUGAUGCUGAAGGGUAACAGGUAACCCAAAGAUUUGACGCCCUGCAGGUUCUGUAAGUCAAGUGAGGCAUGCAUACUCUUGUUGCAGUGACAGUAUCUUUGCCUAUGCAAGGAAUGCGAGAGGAAGAUGAAUUUCUGCCCCCUCGCCGGCCCUCAAGAUACUUGGCAUGGAAACACACACACACACACACCCACACCCACAUGCACGUACGUAGAAUAGAAUUUAUGUACCACAUGAGUACCUUACGAGAUAUUGCUAUGUUAAUACUUCAAUCUUUUGCUAAACUGUAGAACAUAAAUAUGUAAUGAGUUAUAAGCCAUUCUCUUAUACCCAAGCUACUUCUAAAAUAAUUAUGUUUCAAAAUCAAAGAAUGUAAAUUUCCCAUCAGCUAUCAACAUUUCAAUGAUUCGCCCCGAUCUGAUGUAUAGAGAAAAUAAUAUUUGAGGAGCAAAUUUUUUGUUUCCUCGAUGCAAAUUUACAUGGUUCAAGAUUGCUUGUUUCAUUGGCAA